Messenger RNA from Aspergillus versicolor CBS 583.65, 2008 nucleotides. Its product is annotated as NADP-dependent isocitrate dehydrogenase. Gene Ontology annotation, biological process: isocitrate metabolic process. The record is from RefSeq and is a predicted model, not a curated record. NCBI's taxonomy places the organism in Eukaryota, Fungi, Ascomycota, Eurotiomycetes, Eurotiales, Aspergillaceae. Gene Ontology annotation, cellular component: mitochondrion. Bases 94 to 1581 code for a protein of 495 amino acids. The transcript has 8 exons. Gene Ontology annotation, molecular function: magnesium ion binding; isocitrate dehydrogenase (NADP+) activity; NAD binding.
GACCACGGGCAAUCAUCCGCCCCUCCUCCACACCCUAGUAUCGUUUACCCAGUUGCAUUGAUUGCGAAAUAAGCCCGCUUCCAUUCUUCCACCAUGUCGUCGGUUCGGUUCACUUCCGCAUUGGCUCGCCGCUCCCUCAACUCCCCUCUCUCCUGCGCUGCCCCUCCUUGUUCCUCCGCUCUUCGCUCAUUCUCCUCUGCCUCUUAUUCUGCCCGAUCUUCUUAUUCUUCCUCUUCUUCUGCUUCCCCCUCUACCGCUCGCGCCCUCGCUUCAUCUUCUGCCCGCAUCACCCGUCCCGCAGCAACUCGUGCUCUGUACCGCAUCCAAUCCCGCACCAUGGCGACUGAAGGACCCAAGAUCAAGGUUAAGAACCCCGUCGUGGAGUUGGACGGUGAUGAGAUGACCCGUAUUAUCUGGAAGGAAAUCAGAGAGAAGUUGAUCUUGCCCUUCCUUGACGUCGAUCUCAAGUACUACGACCUGGGUCUCGAGUACCGUGACCAGACCGAUGACAAGGUCACGGUCGAGUCCGCUGAGGCCAUCAAGAAGUAUGGUGUCGGUGUCAAGUGCGCCACCAUCACUCCUGAUGAGGCCCGUGUCGAGGAGUUCAAGCUGAAGAAGAUGUGGCUCUCUCCCAACGGCACUAUCCGUAACAUCCUCGGUGGCACCGUCUUCCGUGAGCCCAUCGUCAUUCCUCGCAUUCCCCGUCUCGUUCCCGGCUGGACCAAGCCUAUCAUCAUCGGCCGUCACGCCUUCGGUGACCAGUACCGUGCUACUGACCGUGUGAUCCCCGGCCCCGGCAAGCUUGAGCUUGUCUACACUCCCCAGGGUGGCCAGCCCGAGUCUAUCAAGGUCUACGACUUCCAGGGCGGCGGCGGCAUCGCCCAGACCCAGUACAACACCGAUGAGUCUAUUAGUGGCUUCGCUCACGCCAGUUUCAAGCUCGCCAUCGCCAAGAGCCUCCCUCUGUACAUGAGCACCAAGAACACCAUCCUCAAGAAGUACGAUGGCCGCUUCAAGGAUAUCUUCCAGGAGAUCUUCGACACCACCUACAAGAAGGAAUUCGAUGCCAAGGGUAUCUGGUAUGAGCACCGUCUUAUUGACGACAUGGUUGCCCAGAUGAUCAAGAGCGAGGGUGGUUUCAUCAUGGCUCUUAAGAACUACGACGGUGACGUCCAGUCCGACAUUGUUGCUCAAGGCUUCGGCUCCCUCGGUCUGAUGACCUCGACUCUCAUUACUCCUGACGGCGAGACCUUCGAGUCUGAGGCCGCCCACGGCACCGUCACCCGCCACUACCGUGAACACCAGAAGGGCCGCGAGACCUCUACCAACCCCAUUGCUUCCAUCUUCGCCUGGACCCGUGGUCUUGUUCAGCGUGGUACCCUUGAUGAGACCCCCGAUGUCGUCAAGUUCGCCGAGGAGCUCGAGCGCGCCUGUAUCGACGUUGUCAACGACGAGGGCAUCAUGACCAAGGAUCUUGCUCUUGCCUGUGGCCGCAAGGAUCGUGAGGCGUGGGUCACCACCCGCGAGUACAUGGCUGCUGUCGAGCGCAGACUCCGUUCCAACCUGAAGUCCCGCCUGUAAAUAUACCAUGAUCUAGCGUUUUGUAUAUGAUUUUCCUUGCGCGUUUCAACCAUUACGAUACCUGCUCUAGCACACAACGAUUGUUGGCUGGAUUCUAACUAGAUCUUUGGGGUGGCUUCAUACGGGAUCCGACAACUGACACUGUACAUCUCGGACUCGUGGGGAUGAAGAAUGAAAAGUUCGUUCUUACAUGGAAAGCGAACAUGCGGAGGAGCCUUACGGCAGAAUCUUCUCUUUUGGUUAUGUCUCAUUCUUACCGGAGACCUGGAAGCGAAGGUUAUCUUUACCUCGAUAGCUCUAGGUAUGACGGUCGCUUGCUGGACUUGCCACUACGAAUAUACAGCUUAGCUUUCGCUUUAGAUAGAAAUGAUUCGUUACCUACCUAGCCAAUAUUUCAUGUUCUCGCCUGUAGGCAACUCUUCAGCGC